Molecule: messenger RNA, 3276 nt
Organism: Macrobrachium nipponense
Lineage: Eukaryota; Metazoa; Arthropoda; Malacostraca; Decapoda; Palaemonidae
Product: valine--tRNA ligase-like
Biological process (GO): valyl-tRNA aminoacylation
Cellular component (GO): cytosol
Molecular function (GO): aminoacyl-tRNA deacylase activity; valine-tRNA ligase activity; ATP binding
Source: RefSeq, a predicted model, not a curated record
ACGUUCUUUAGUAAGGCUCCCCCCUGACCUUGCUUGCUGGCAACAACGAAGUACCGGGAACUACCUAUAGUACCUAGGACAUGGAAUUCUAAGGAAAUGACAACAUUGGGGGUCUCUGCCAUUGACGUUAUAAGUAAAAACAAGUACUACAAAUCAUGAAAAGUUUCCAGCUCCUUUUACCAGUAGUACGCAUCAGAAGAGUGCUUGACGUUAGAAUAUCAAGAUGUUACUCUGUGUCAAAGAAAGACACGUCACAUCCCAUAGCUUCUGCCUACAGCCCAAAAGCCGUCGAGAGCGGCUGGUACAAGUGGUGGGAGGAAAAUGGGUUUUUCCGUAGGAGUGACGCACAAGAAAAGUUUGUUAUGAUUUUACCGCCCCCCAACAUCACAGGACACCUGCACUUGGGGCAUGCACUGACCUGUGCGGUACAAGAUGUGUUAGCAAGAUGGCACCAGAUGAACGGAAAGCAAGUGGUUUGGGUGCCUGGGUGCGACCACGCAGGCAUCGCAACUCAGGUUGUUGUGGAGCGGCACCUUUGGGCGACAAAGCAGCUGACAAGGCAUCAGCUGGGAAGAGAAAAGUUUGUUGAUGAAAUUCUGCAGUGGAAAGAACAGAAGGGAACAAAGAUUUAUGACCAGAUGAGACGUUUAGGAGUGUCCCUUGACUGGGAUUGGGCUGUUUAUACGAUGGACGAGGAAAUGUGCAAGUCGGUCAGUGAGGCCUUCAUCAAAUUAUUCAAUGCGGGGCUGGUGUACAGGAAGAUGUCGUUGGUGAACUGGUGCUGUGAACUGCAAUCUGCAAUAUCGAACAUUGAGGUGGAGCACCUGGAAUUAGAGGGACCAACAGACUUACGCGUUCCUGGUUAUGAUCGACCCGUCACAUUUGGAAAGAUAUACGAUUUUGCUUACGAGGUUUGUGAAUCUGAUGAGGUUAUAGUCGUGAGCACCACAAGACCUGAGACCAUGCUUGGUGAUACUGCCAUCAUGGUCAAUCCAGAAGACGGCCGAUAUAAGCAUCUCGUCGGAAGGAGAGCCUACCACCCUUUUCGUCAGGAGGAAAUGAGGAUCAUUGCAGAUUCGCGUGUUAAUCCCGAGUUCGGCACAGGUGCGGUGAAAGUUACCCCAGCUCACAGUGCCGAGGAUUACGAGGUUGGAACGAGGCACAAUCUGGCUCAGAUAACCAUUUUUGAUGAGCAGGGAAGGAUUAAUAUGUCUGAAUUCAAGGGCCAGCCGAGGUUCACGGCCCGUGACUCAAUCCUAGAGGCCCUCAGACAACUGGGACUGUACCGUGGUUGCAGACCGCAUGCCAUGGUCAUUCCCGUUUGCAGCAGGACCAAUGACGUCAUCGAACCACUUCUGAAACCCCAAUGGUAUGUGAGCAUGACAGAACUGGCUAAGGAAGCAGUAGCUGCUGUAGAAAGCGGAGAGUUGGAGAUUUACCCUGAAAACUACAAAGCCGUGUGGCACGAGUGGUUAGGCAAAAACAUGCAGGAUUGGUGCAUCUCCCGGCAGCUGUGGUGGGGUCACAGGGUGCCAGCUUAUUGCAUAGAGGUGGAUGGAUCAGAGGAAGUGUGGAUUGCAGCUUCUUCUGAUGAAGAAGCCAAACAAAAGUUUUUGGUAAAAUCUGGAUUACCAGAAGCAAAGAUUAAGAGCAUCAAGCAAGAUGAGGAUGUCUUGGACACGUGGUUCUCAUCCGGACUGCUUCCAUUCGCCGCGUUUGGCUGGCCUCAGAAUACGCAGGAUUUUAACCACCUGUACCCCACAUCUCUCUUGGAAACCGGCCACGAUAUUCUUUUCUUCUGGGUUGGCCGAAUGGUUAUGCUUGGGCUACAGUUGACGGGAAAACUGCCUUUCAAGACAGUUUUACUUCAUGGACUAAUACACGACGCACAAGGUCAGAAGAUGUCAAAAUCGAAAGGCAAUGUCAUCGACCCAAUGGAUGUCAUCAAUGGAGCUUCUCUAGAGCUGCUUCAGGACCGCAUAGCCGAGAGUGAAAGUCAGGGAGUCCUUACGAGACCAGACGCAGAACAAGCAUACAAAAAUCAAGUAUCCUCCUAUCCCAAAGGAAUUCCCGAGUGCGGCGCUGAUGCUCUGCGACUGUCUCUGGUUUCGUACAGCUUGGAAAAUCAGUUCAUUGCAGUGGAUAUCAGCAGAAUGGAGCAGCACAGAUUUCUCGGCAACAAGAUCUGGCAAGUGAUGCGAUUUCUCCUGUCUGCCUUGAAUGAAGCCCCUGAUGGGUGCUGUAGUCAUGUUACCUUCUCGCAGAAUGACAGCCUGCAAGUAAUGGACCGGUGGAUACUGAGCCAGCUGUCUCACCUCGUUAGCAGCGCAGAAAAAACAUUCCGACCUUCCACUUUCAAUCGUGUCGUUGCACAUUUUGAGUAUUUCUGGUACAAGUGCCUUUGUGAUGUUUAUCUGGAGAGUAUAAAGCCCGUUUUGAAAUCAAGAGAAGCGCCCCUCCAGAUUCUCUGGACGUGUAUGGACGUAUGUCUUCGUCUCUUGUCUCCUUUUAUGCCAUUCUUGACUGAAGAGCUCUACCAGAGGCUGCCACAGCAUUGUGAAAAAAGGGACAGCAUUCUGCAGUGUCAUUGUCCACAACAAGAUGAGUGGGACUGUUGGCAAAACAAGCAUUUGGAGGUUCAGGUAAAGAUGCUACUUGAAGCCGUCUCAGCCUUGCGAUCUCUGAAAAGUGCUUACGGCGUUGACAGUCGUCAGCGUAAGGAAGUCCAAGGUAGCAUUCUGAGUGAGGAUCAGAGUACGACAUCAUUUCUCGAAGAAACGGCUCCUGUGGUGGAAACACUUGCUCGCAUCGGUUCAUUUGUUGUUCACAAACAAUCGUCCAAACCUCCAGCUGCGUCAGCUGUUAGUACGAUUUCAGAUAAAACCAGAGUUUACCUUCAUCUUGAGGGUCUGAUUGACCCUGCACUGGAACUGCAAAGGCUGGAGAAGAAGCUGUCAAAACUGAAGAAGUCUGAGAGCGACAUUUGAAGAAAAUGUCACAUAAGCGUUACAAGCAGAAGACUUCCUAUCUGCGCAGGAGUCCCUAGAAGCAAAGUUGACGAAGAUACAGAAGGAGAUGGAGCAGAUUGCAGUCCUUGCACGAACAAUUGAGGAGUUAUAGCUUACUCCUUCUUCCUCUCAGUGUUUGUAUUCGACAUACCUCAAGUAUAUGUACUUCAGUCCUGUAAAUAUUUGAAUUGAAUGUUACAAACCCUUUGUGUAUGAAUGACUUGUAUGCCCAUGGAAUUGCAGAAUCUUCAUACCUUCAUCCCCAAGU